Messenger RNA from Panicum virgatum (switchgrass), 519 nucleotides. RefSeq names its product E3 ubiquitin-protein ligase EL5-like. The transcript has a single exon. Bases 1 to 519 code for a protein of 172 amino acids. The record is from RefSeq and is a predicted model, not a curated record. Lineage: Eukaryota; Viridiplantae; Streptophyta; Magnoliopsida; Poales; Poaceae.
AUGGGCCUCGACGCCGCGACCGCGGCAGAGGUCGCCGCGGUGGUCGCCCUGGCGGUGCUGAUCGUGGCCAUCGUCGCCGCAUCCGCGGGGGCCUGCGGCGCGGGGCGCGCCGCCGCGGUGCACGACGUCGAGCUGGCGCUCGGGGCCGACACGCUCGUGACGUACGACCAGGCGGAGGCGGCCUCGAAGCGCAGGAGGGCGCCGGUGCAGUCGACGGAGGGGGAGGAGGACGGACAGGAGGAGGCGCCGUCCUGCGCCUUGUGCCUGUCCGAGUACGCCGGGGGCGGCGAGCUCGUGCGGGUGGAGCCGGCGUGCGGGCACUUCUUCCACGCGGAGUGCGGCGUCGACGGCUGGUUCCGGACGCACGGGACGUGCCCGCUCUGCCGCGGUGGCGUCAGGCCGCUGCCGAGGCCCGAGUGCCCGCCGUUGCCGGCGCGCGCGCCGCGGCGGCCACCGUGCGAGCUCCGGCGCCAUAAUGGGUCAAUCUGCUUGCACCUUAGGCCCACUUACCAUCGUUGA